AUGGUCCUGUUAUUUUACUCACCAACUAACACUCAAACUAUUCCACUGACAGUUGUCACCUACAAGGAUCUCAGAAGUUCUGUGACUAAAACCAGCAAUUUUCUUGAGAAGGAACUGAAUGAAGAGGAUGUGCAUGCUAUUGUGAAGCAGGCUUCAUUUCAGAAUAUGAAGGAUGAUCCUCGAGCUAAUUACAAUAGUAUUCUGACAUCUGAAGUUGGGACAAGAACAAGUGAAGGGUGUUUCCUGUGCAAAGGUGAUAUUCAAAGGCGGCCGUUGGGUGGACGCCCUGGCCUUGGCGCCUCCAUCCGCUGUGUAGCCACCGGCAAGCUCCGCACCCGCUCAGCGGUUAUCGUGCCCACUCCCACCAACGUGGCUGCUGGCAUGCCCAGCGGCAAAGUGAGGUACGCAAAGCUCUCCAGCGCCGACGGCGGACAAAUUAACAGUCAGAAGGAAACUUCACCUAAAAGCUGUACUGACAUUCCUUUUAAGGCCAUUGCCUGCGCCUUCUCACAGUUUUUGGUUGGUGCUUGUCUCAUUAUUACGGGCUGCCUCCUGCUGGCAGGCUAUAUCAGCAAAGUGGGCACCAAUCGAGCCUUCCCGGUCCUGACUGUCGGCAUCCUGGUGUUCCUCCCCGGGUUUUACUACCUGAUCGUCGCCUACAGAGCCUACCGAGGCUGCCCGGGCUGCUCCUUCCAUGACCUUCCAGAUUUUGAUCACUAG
Capra hircus (goat) is the source of this 720-nucleotide messenger RNA. RefSeq lists its product as uncharacterized. The coding region runs from base 1 to 720 and encodes 239 amino acids. The transcript has 4 exons. Gene Ontology annotation, cellular component: synaptic vesicle; endomembrane system. Gene Ontology annotation, molecular function: sulfotransferase activity. Gene Ontology annotation, biological process: synaptic vesicle transport. The record is from RefSeq and is a predicted model, not a curated record. Lineage: Eukaryota; Metazoa; Chordata; Mammalia; Artiodactyla; Bovidae.